AUGAAGACCAGAAGCUUCUUGGUCCAGAUUGUGGUCCUUCUUGUCCUUGGGACGCUGGUGGCAAAGGCAGCUGUCAUAACAAGUAGUCCGAAAAGUCAAGGCAUUAAGAAAGGAAAUGUUGUAGUCAACGGAAAGGGUCCAAUCAAUGGUCAAUCGCCUGUCAAAGGACAAGACCCAGUGAAAAGUCAAGAUCCAGUGAAAGGUCAAGGUCCAGUGAAAGGUCAAGAUCCAGUCAAAGGACAAGAUGUAAUUGUAGGACAAGAACGAGCCAGCCUUCCAUUCAAGCGUGGCACUUGCCCCAGGGUUCUGAUCCGGUGCGCCUUGUGGAAUCCCCCUAACAAGUGUCUGAGAGAUGCUCAGUGCCCAGGAGCCAAGAAGUGCUGUGAAGGUUUUUGUGGGAAGACCUGUAUGGAUCCCCGGUGA
Cervus elaphus (red deer) is the source of this 423-nucleotide messenger RNA. RefSeq names its product elafin-like. The transcript is spliced from 2 exons. Gene Ontology annotation, cellular component: extracellular region. Gene Ontology annotation, biological process: copulation; innate immune response; antibacterial humoral response. The coding region runs from base 1 to 423 and encodes 140 amino acids. NCBI's taxonomy places the organism in Eukaryota, Metazoa, Chordata, Mammalia, Artiodactyla, Cervidae. Gene Ontology annotation, molecular function: peptidase inhibitor activity. The record is from RefSeq and is a predicted model, not a curated record.